AUGCUAACAUAUUCAGAUCAACACAGAUUCGAGCAAAUCCGAGCUCAGUGGGAGACGGCUCGGCCAAGUGAAGACGGAACAGCGGCGAUGGUGGGCUGGAGAGAAAAGCCGACAAUUCACCACGCGGUGAGUAGUGAGCCUCAAGAGAACAGUGGCAGCAAAUUCCGGAGGAAGCUCAGCUAUGGCUUCGCUUUCAUCUCAAAUCCCCUCUCGCAACGAAAGACGACCUCGGGACGUCAUCAAGUGAAUGUACCGUCACUGGCUGUUACUGAACCAUCUGCAACCGACAUUACUACACCGAAUCCUAUAUGUGAAGCUGCGCUUUCGCCAAUGCGUAUUUCUGCGCCAUUCAACCACUCCAACGAUGCGACCGAAGAGUCCGCAACAGUCCCGUUUAGCAGGACUUUACCCAAGAGCGCAGAUACCGAUACUAUACCGCAGCCAUUACCCCGAUCGCGUACGCUGAGCUUCAUCCCUCUCCCAGUUAGAGUUGAACCUCAGUCGUUCGCCGCAGACGUAGAAGGCGCAGUCAAAUCCCAUUCCCUUGCGGUAAUGCCUCAGUCAGAGCCAGAUUCGGUACCUUCGAAAAUUCCUACUCCCAGCCCGCCAUCCCUGGAGCGCCGUCGCUCUAGUCCGCGCCAACACGUUCAACAACAUGUCUCGUACCGCGCUUCUCAACAGAUCAAACAGAUCGCGACUGCCCACGCGUUGGCGGCCGCCAACAAUGGUUCUCCGGUGAAGCAUUCCUAUCAGUUGCGCUCACGUACAACACCAAAUCUCGUCAAAACAGCCAACGGACCACAGUCGGCGCGAUAUGUGGCUCCGAGGCGGCCAGGACCUAAGAUGUCUAUGGUAUCUCCAAUAGCUCAAAGGCCGCUUCUGCAAGAGAACAUACCAACGGAUAGGCGUAUGUCACACAGGCGGUCGCAGAUCCAAGAGAGAACGUUGAAGAGGGAACCGCUUGCAGUGCCUGGUACUCUGAACAAUAGAAGGUCAUUUGGUCCGGGACUACAAUAUUCACAGAGCAGGGAGCCUAGCUUCGCGACUCUACCUACAGUAAGGAAGAGGAUGAGUUCACAGCUUGCACAGCAGACGCCGGUGACGGCAAAGCGGAUACAGUUUGAGGAACAGGAAGAUGCAUCACCAGCAUCACCCCUGAUGUCAAAGUCUGCAGUUGUGCGGCCUGGCAAUACCGAGCUUCCAUCACCAACUCCAGAUACGAGCGAUCAUACCAGGCCAGCUCUUCCCCGGUCGCACACGGACAGGGAAAAGCAAAGGAAAACGCUAGGAACACCAAAUGGUUUGGGUGGCGUCUGGCGGUCAUCCCACGCUUUGGCAAUGACUACACAUGAGGUGAGCAGACUUCCACAUUCCCAUACCUUCCAUAAUUUUGGAACCCACUUGGAAUUUGCUCCACCAGUGCCUCGUAUCCCGAAGCAGUACAGGACAGCGUCUUUGUCGGACUUGGUCCAGUCAGUAUGCAUGGAUCCGAAGAGCACCGUCCCGUCUCAACAUGUUGGGGUCAGAUCAGACGCGAGCUCGUGCGAAUCGAUACCCGAGGAGACGGACGAAGAAAGACUGAGUGCCACGCCGACAUAUAAACCUUGUCAGUCUGGACGAGGGCUUGGGUCGUCCAUGAAAAUCACCGGAUCUAAUUUCGGUCUGGCGGCGUUCCCCCCAGUACCAACCACAGUUCCGACCAGAGCACCAAACACAACUGGAAGCGUGUGGGCCAAUUCUUCCAGCCACUUCCGGAGUAGACCUGUGCAAGAGGGGUCCGAAGUUGCUGACAAUGAGAUCUUUCAGGUCAAAGACUAUAUGCCGCCGCUUUACUGGGCUGGAAGAUUCCAGUCUCGAUACGAUCAAUGGCGUACCGAUGCAAUGAAAGCUGAACUUGACCCUGCCCAUCAUACCUCCGGCCUCUUAGGAGAAUGCAAAUUGAACCAAGACAAGCUCGCGGCGUGCUAUAUACUCGGACAACUGCGCGAUUUGUGCACUUCCGAUCAAGCAGCAGAUAGCCUUUGGGAGUUCGAGUGCAAAUACAGGAGAGAUCACAAACUUCUCGGCAAUCCCGCAGAUCUUCCACCAAUGCCAUUCCGUAAGCACGACGACAACACGACUUCUGCAGGAGCCGGAGCAUUUGGAAGGGCCGCGAGGAAGCUGACCCCACGCAAGGCUAGCCUGAUCAACCUGAUGAAGGGCAAAGGCUGGAACAAGUCCGACGAGGCGAGGAGCAGCGACCCGACUGAGCGAAACCAGGAGACGUCCUCGGAUGGUCCGUAA
Messenger RNA from Alternaria rosae, 2283 nucleotides. RefSeq lists its product as uncharacterized. Bases 1 to 2283 code for a protein of 760 amino acids. The transcript is spliced from 2 exons. The record is from RefSeq and is a predicted model, not a curated record. Lineage: Eukaryota; Fungi; Ascomycota; Dothideomycetes; Pleosporales; Pleosporaceae.